AUGGAGAGCGGUGACCGGGACAUGUAUCGCCAGUUUCAGGACUGGUGCCUCAGGACUUACGGGGACUCGGGCAAAACCAAGACGGUGACCCGUAAAAAAUACGAGCGGAUUGUCCAGCUCCUGAACGGCUCCGAGACAAGCUCCACGGAUAAUGCCAAAUUUAAAUUCUGGGUCAAAUCCAAAGGCUUCCAGCUCGGCAGUCCGGACGAGGUCAGUGGUGGUGGUGGUGCUGCUGGUGGCGGAGGGAUGCAAGUGCUGUACGUGCCGGUCAAGACCACGGAUGGAAUUGGGGUAGAUGAAAAGCUGUCAUUAAGACAGGUAGCUGUUGUUGAAGAUUUCUUUGAUAUCAUCUACUCCAUGCACGUGGAAACAGGACCAAAUGGAGAGCAAAUCAGAAAACAUGCUGGACAAAAAAGAACCUAUAAAGCAAUUUCUGAGACCUAUGCCUUUUUACCAAGAGAAGCAGUGACACGAUUCCUAAUGAGCUGCUCAGAGUGCCAGAAAAGAAUGCAUUUAAACCCAGAUGGAGCUGAUCAUAAAGAUAAUGGAAAACCUCCAACAUUGGUGACAAGCAUGAUUGAUUAUAAUAUGCCAAUCACAAUGGCCUAUAUGAAGCAUAUGAAGCUGCAGCUAUUAAAUUCUCAACAAGAUGAGGAUGAAAGUUCCAUAGAAAGUGAUGAAUUUGAUUUGAGUGAUUCUACCAGAAUGUCUGCUGUGAAUUCUGACCUCAGUUCAAAUCUUGAAGAAAGAAUUCAAAGUCCACAAAAUCUUCAAAGUCAGCAAGAUGAUGAUUCAGCUGCAGAGAGUUUUAAUGGCAAUGAGACUGCAGGACGCAGUUCCAACACUUCAGGUGGAACACACUGCAGAGAAGUCGCAGAAGCCAAUAGUAAUGGUAAAACAACUCUGGAGUUAGAUGAACAGCCUCUGAACCUGAGUGACAGCCCCUUUUCUGCUCAGCUUAGUUCAGAAUACAGGUUAGAUGACCCAAACAAUGACGGAAAGAACAAGUACAAGAAUAUCCUAGCAUCUGAUCUUAAGUUGGAGCAAGAGGCAAAAGAAAAUGGAAGCAAGUCACCUGCCCAUAGUUAUUCAAGCUAUGAUUCUGGAAAAAAUGAAAACAUGGACAGAGGUGCUGAAGACCUCUCCCUGAACCGGGGAGAAGAAGAUGAUGACGACCAUGAUGAUCACGAAGAUACUGAGAAAGUCAAUGAAUCCGAUGGGGUUGAAGCUGAGCGCCUGAAAGCUUUUAAUAUGUUUGUCAGGCUGUUUGUAGAUGAAAACUUGGACCGAAUGGUCCCAAUCUCUAAGCAGCCCAAAGAAAAGAUCCAGGCUAUCAUUGACUCAUGCAGGCGACAAUUCCCUGAAUAUCAAGAGCGUGCCAGAAAGCGUAUACGUACUUACCUCAAGUCCUGCAGGCGGAUGAAAAGGAGUGGUUUUGAGAUGUCAAGACCCAUUCCCUCACAUCUUACUUCUGCAGUAGCUGAGAGUAUCCUAGCUUCUGCCUGUGAAAGUGAAAGCAGGAAUGCUGCAAAGCGCAUGCGAUUAGACCGACCGCAGCAGGAUGAGACUGCAUCUGCUGACAAACAAUUUAAACAGGAACCAACCCAGGUCACAUACUCAACAUCAACUGUUUCCAGUACACAGGAGGUGCUGUACAUUAAUGGAAAUGGGACCUACAGUUACCAUAGUUACAGAGGGUUAGGAGGAGGUCUGUUAAAUCUCAGUGAUACUUCUACUAGUGGUCCAACUGAUCUCAGUAUGAAGAGGCAGCUAGCAAGCACUUCCGGGUCUUCUAGCAAUACCAGCUCUAGACCUCAGCUGAGUCCAACUGAAAUUAAUGCAGUACGGCAACUGGUUGCAGGUUACAGAGAAUCAGCAGCAUUUUUAUUACGUUCUGCAGAUGAACUGGAAAACCUUAUUUUGCAGCAGAACUGA
Molecule: messenger RNA, 1935 nt
Organism: Pseudonaja textilis
Lineage: Eukaryota; Metazoa; Chordata; Lepidosauria; Squamata; Elapidae
Gene: NOL4
Product: nucleolar protein 4
Source: RefSeq, a predicted model, not a curated record